Molecule: messenger RNA, 1417 nt
Organism: Gamsiella multidivaricata
Lineage: Eukaryota; Fungi; Mortierellomycota; Mortierellomycetes; Mortierellales; Mortierellaceae
Exons: 7
Coding region: 56-1348 (430 amino acids)
Biological process (GO): regulation of DNA-templated transcription
Cellular component (GO): nucleus
Molecular function (GO): RNA polymerase II transcription regulatory region sequence-specific DNA binding; zinc ion binding; DNA-binding transcription factor activity, RNA polymerase II-specific
Source: RefSeq, a predicted model, not a curated record
UUUGGCAAUUCGACGCUGUGCUCACCGGUCUUUAUCAUUUUACUUCAUGGCAUAAAUGGGAUACUGGCGCACUUUUCACAGACCAGGACUUAAACCUGAAACGCGAGACAUAUCGGUCUUUAUUCGAUACCAUGCUCCAUUGGACCAUACAUGCUGCCCUAACACCACAGAAUUUUAUUUUCUUUCUGAAUUGAUAGCGUGUGUCUACUGCCGGCGAUCCCACAUGACCUGCGACGAUGGUCGGCCAUGUCAGCGUUGUAUUAAGCGAAACAUUGGACAUAUGUGCCAUGAUGAACCGAAACCCUCGGUCGCUGGGUCAGCAACGGCUCAGCAAUCCACCAGCGCCAGUUCUAGCAAUGCAGGGACCCCAGCACCUACGGGCGGAACAUCUCGAUCUCCAGAAGCACGAAGGACCUCGCAGCAGGCACAAGGAGGGCAGCAAUUCAACCAGCAGCAUCAACUUACCCAGGGAUUACAGCAGCAGCAGCAGCAGCAGCAGCAGUUGCAGAACAGCAAUCUCAACAACAUGCAACUUUACGGAUUCAACAACCAACUUGCAGCGCUUCCUGUAACACCCUUGACGUUCGCCAGUGAGCACAUGGGAAACGAGUUCACUGUUAUCAGCGACUUCUUAAGGAGCUUGGGAGGUGACAACCAGAAUAUCAUCCAAGAUGCGGGGAUCCCUGUCAACACCACAGAAAAGUUCUUCUUGACGGCUGCUGACCCCAGCGAUGGAACGAAUGAGGACCGUCUAACUCAAGUGAUUAAUGCAAAGUUCGAAGCUGGAUUCUUGAAGCCAUACAACUACGUCAAUGGAUACACGCGCCUACAGAUAUACAUGGAUAGCAAUAUGUCCAAUAUCAGCCGACAGAGGAUAUUAAACGUCAUGGGGACAUUUCGACCAGCAUUUCGAACGGUUGCUCAGACUUUGACAGAUAUUGAUCUGGUGCUGGUUGAAGAGGCGUUCGAGCGGCUAUUGCUUGACUACGAUCGAGUUUUCAGUUCCAUGGGCAUCCCAGCAUGUCUCUGGAGACGUACAGGAGAGAUCUAUAAAGGAAACAAGGAAUUUGCGUCACUUGUGAACGUGCCGCUCGAGAUGCUUCGUGAAGGACGCCUGUGUAUAUAUGAAUUGAUGGCUGAAGAAUCCGCUGUCAACUAUUGGGAGAAAUACGGGAACAUCGCAUUCGAUGCGGGACAGAAGGCGGUCUUGACAUCUUGUUUACUUAAAAAUCCGGAUCCUGAGAGCCAAAAUGUCAUUUCAUGCUGCUUCUCAUUUACGAUCAGAAGAGACAAGUACAAUAUCCCGACGGUCAUCGUAGGCAACUUCUUGCCAGUGUCUCUGGGAUAGCAUGGAACGCAACGACAAAUUAAUAGCAGCUUAGUAUGCAGUGCAGCCCCUUGUCUGAAAACGUAUGCU